GAGGCCCUAGGGUUCCGCGGGCUGCAGUUCUGAUGCCCCGCCACUCCCCACGAAUUUAGGGUUUGGGUCACGCCUCGCCCCCUCCCGCUACCGGUUCAGCGCAGGGGAGCCCAGAACCGCGUCUUCUCCAGGCCAAGCUAGAUAUUUGGGGUCGGAACUGUCACCCCGUCGCGUCACCUCUGAGGUCUCAGUGAAGGACUGUCUCCUGGGCAGAGGGGGCGUGAGCAUGCGGUGGGCAGGAGCGUGGGCUGGCGCCUGGGUGUGCGGCAGGCGUGCCCUGUAAGGUGACUGGAAAAUGGGUGACUUGCCCUUAGAUAUCAAUAUCCAGGAACCUCGCUGGGACCAAAGCACUUUUCUGGGCAGAGCCCGGCACUUCUUCACUGUUACUGAUCCCCGAAAUCUGCUGCUGUCUGGAGCACAGCUGGAAGCUUCCCGGAACAUUGUGCAGAACUACAGAAUUGCCUGUCUGUUCCUUACCACUCUCUGCAGGGCCGGUGUGGUGACGCCAGGGCUCACUGAGGACCAGUUGUGGAGGGCCAAGUAUGUGUACGAUUCUGCCUUCCAUCCGGACACAGGGGAGAAGGUGGUCCUGAUUGGCCGUAUGUCAGCCCAGGUGCCCAUGAACAUGACCAUCACUGGCUGCAUGCUCACCUUCUACAGGAAGACCCCAACCGUGGUGUUCUGGCAGUGGGUGAAUCAGUCCUUCAAUGCUGUUGUUAAUUACUCCAACCGCAGUGGCGAUGCUCCCAUCACUGUGGGGCAGCUGGGAACAGCUUAUGUGAGUGCCACCACCGGGGCUGUGGCCACAGCCCUGGGCCUCAAAUCCCUCACCAAGCACCUGCCCCCCCUGGUGGGCCGAUUUGUGCCCUUUGCAGCUGUGGCAGCUGCCAACUGCAUCAACAUCCCCCUGAUGAGGCAGAGGGAACUGCAGGUGGGCAUCCCUGUGACUGAUGAGGAAGGUCGGAGACUUGGCCACUCAGUGGCCGCUGCCAAGCAAGGAAUCUUCCAGGUGGUGAUAUCGAGAAUCUGCAUGGCCAUUCCUGCCAUGGCCAUUCCCCCUGUGAUCAUGGACGCUCUGGAGAAGAAAGACUUCCUAAAGCGUCGCCCCUGGCUGGGAGCACCCCUGCAGGUGGGACUUGUGGGCUUCUGCCUGGUAUUUGCCACCCCCUUGUGCUGUGCCCUGUUCCCCCAAAGAAGCUCCUUACAUGUGAGCAGGCUGGAGCCGGAGCUGAGAGCUCAGAUCCGUGAGCAAAACCCCAGCAUCGAAGUGGUUUACUACAACAAGGGACUCUGAAGGAGGGUCAGCCCCUGGACUCCUCCCUCAUCUCCUUGGGCUGCUGCUUUAGUGGACCCUUGCCAUCCCUGCCACUGGCCCAUCUGCCUGGUACUGGGCGGGGCUUGGUGGGGAAGCAGCCAUUGAGACCAGCAAUCCUUAGGCUGAGAGGUGUCCCCAUUAAGCCUUUUCCUCUCCUCUCUGGUUUCAAAGAGCAGGGUCACAUAAUCCCUUUCUGCUGUGCUUCUAUGUCUGUGUAUGGACACACACGAUACGUGUGUAUGUGUGUGUGUACAUGCUGUCCGGGAAGCAAGGAACAGAUGUGCUGUCCUAGGGUGUCCUGAUAUCUUGGCUUCUCCUCUCGGCCUCUUGCCACCUGUCAGCCAGCCAGGUUCCAGGACUUCCCUGCCUAAACAGUUCCACCGGCCAAGUCAUUUCUAACAGCACCUCGCCCCUUCUGGACACCGGAGUAGCCAGCAUCUUAGGACAAAAACGGAGGGAUACCAGCAGGCCAAACUGGGCCAAAUCCUUCAGAUUACUGUUUCCUGGCUCCCAAGGACUGGGCUGGCAGAGAAAGACAUACCAGGGUAAGGGAGAUGGGGAGUUGAUGCAUCCCCCACACCCUGAAAGAGCCAGUUUCUUCUCCUUUCCUCUAUCAGAACAAAGGAGCGGUGGUAUACUGUCCCAUUCCUGCCAUCUUCCCAUCUCCCCCACACUGCAGUGUGGCCAUCUUUAGGUACAUUCUUAGGAGUUCUUAGUUUCCUCUGACAUCAUAACCUCAAAUCUACAUCUAAAGUCCCAACCAACCAAAAAGCCAGGAAGGCAGAGCAAGCAUUCCCCCUUUAAGAGCGCCCAGCGCCCCCUCUGGCAGAGGGACGCAGCUGUGGGGACGGUGCUUAACCUCCACAGGUAGCUGAGUGGAGACAACUAGCACACCCUCAAGGGCAACUAGGCCCUGAGUAUACAAUCUUAAGACAGGAAAUUCUGUGUUCUCUUGACUCUUGUUAGACAUUCAGCAGAACCCUGACCUUAGCUCCUCUUUUUUGCGGCUUGGCCCUGCUCCUACCUCUACUCCCACCCCCAGUCCCCAAGAGGAAGAAGGGCCCAGGUAUCCAUAGCUGGUCCAAAGGGCGGGUAGGCUUGGGAAUGGGAUAUGUGGUGGUACACUCACAGGAUACAGAGCUGGACCUUGACUCCCAACUCCCAUGAGCUCUAGCUGAAGCAGUGGGUAGGAUGGAUGAAGGCCCAGUGGGAUCCUCUAAGAGCAUUUUCAUGCUCUCCCAAUUAUCUGCUACCAGUGACUAAACCUAUGAUGCCAUUGUUAAUUAAAAAUCUGUCUACUUCUUGAACUUCA
This is a messenger RNA of Suricata suricatta (meerkat), 2627 nucleotides long. It is a transcript of the gene SFXN3, whose product is annotated as sideroflexin 3. The transcript has 11 exons. Gene Ontology annotation, cellular component: mitochondrial inner membrane. Gene Ontology annotation, molecular function: monoatomic ion transmembrane transporter activity. The record is from RefSeq and is a predicted model, not a curated record. Bases 296 to 1294 code for a protein of 332 amino acids. Lineage: Eukaryota; Metazoa; Chordata; Mammalia; Carnivora; Herpestidae. Gene Ontology annotation, biological process: monoatomic ion transport; serine import into mitochondrion.